AUGAUAUUUAUAAAUACUCGACCCCUCGAUGAAGGAGUUCACUACGACCGCCGUCCAAGCAAAGCACCUUCACAUCAUUCAGUUCACAGUAUUCAUGCAGAGCCGCCAAAAAGAGUACACAUGAGCCGUGUUGCAUUCUGUCUGUUGGUAUUCUAUCUUCUGGUCAGUGCCGUACCCGUUCUACUCCACUAUCCCCUAUCGUUGGUAUCUUUGACUGUGCCUUGCCUCGUCGUCCUCUAUGCUCUUUGUCACAUCAACUCUGAAAACAGAUCCGAUUACUGGCCGUGCUGUCUUGUAGCGAUUGUUGGAAUACUCAUCAAAACUGCUGCCAUUAUCAUAUAUAUCGCCAUAUUUCCGUUCAAAGACGAUAUGAAGAAGGUAGCCCUGAUUCCAGUUCGACUUCAAUGUAAGUUGUUUCAAACUGAAAAGUUGAAAGCUUAUCGGUUGUUGUUCUUUAUAGUGCUUACAGCACUCGAAAUCUUCAUACUCCUUGUUGGUAUAUGUCUUAAAUGGCAUUUGGUGGCAUUUGAAAAGUCUAACGAGACGAGCACCCAUAAGAGGGUAAGUUUUAUAAGUUACCAGAAAUUAGUUAACUCCACAAAAAGGAAAAAAAGAGGGGAGGGAUUUAUGCCCGGGCGGAUUACUGUACUCGCCACACCUGCCUUAUGUCGUAGAAAUUCGAUGGUUGAUUAG
Haemonchus placei is the source of this 693-nucleotide messenger RNA. The record is from the annotation of a GenBank genome assembly. Lineage: Eukaryota; Metazoa; Nematoda; Chromadorea; Rhabditida; Trichostrongylidae.